UAUUUUAACCAGUAGAUGUCGUCAUUUAUCCAGACACGAUCAUCAGGUAUGGAUGCAGGGGAUGCAGGCCACCAGGUUUCAUCUGUACCAUGUGCACAGACACUAAUAGGCAACGGUUUCUCAGGACAUCCAGCUAUGACUAUUGGUCGGCAUCCCAUUGGUCAGAUAAUUCAGGUUGAGCAACCAAUGUCUUUUAUGCAGGCACCCUCAGUAGUAUGCAAAGAUGAAAAAUGUGCCUGUCUGGCUGAGUCUCCUAUUGAAAAAAAGCUGCCCAGCAGAUGCACCAUGUCAAAUCUGAAUGGCCUUCCAAAUGAUCGACCUUCACAUUCAUCAGAACAAAAUUGUGAUGCUCUCUAUGCAUCAGGAGAUGGUCUCUAUACCACCACUGCAGGCUCCUUCAUGUCUUAUAACCGGAGGGGAAGCGUCCAGUUGAUUCCUUGCCAGCAGACAUAUCAGACAAUCUCAUUGAGUAACAGAGGAAAUCACUGUCCUGGUACUCCCAUGAUGCAGUAUGCCACCCACUCCAGUGAUGGUAUCCUGCCUGACGAUAAAAUACGGGUGCAAGCAUCCACUGGAGAUAUGUCGGCGUAUCAGAUUCGUUCUCCUACCUCUGGCCUUUCCCAGGAAAUAGUCAGCUCACCUGACUCUGUGCCCAGCCCUCAGCAGCUGUCCGAGGAGGCAUCACGCAAGAGGGAACUCCGUCUGAUGAAAAACAGGGAAGCUGCCCGGGAAUGCCGCCGGAAGAAGAAAGAAUAUGUUAAAUGUCUCGAAAACCGAGUCGCCGUACUUGAAAAACAAAACAAGACACUCAUUGAAGAACUCAAGGCCCUGAAAGACCUGUACAGUCACAAAACCGAGUAGCAACAAACCUUUACAAGUCACACGCCAAAGACUCUGAUGUGUACAGAUUUGACACAAACACGUUUAUCACGCAGCGUCUAGCCACCGCUCGUAACAGUCGUCUAAUGACAGCUGCAUGGCCGCGUCGUCCUGCAUGUUGAAGAUGUGUGUGUAUGCUGGUGGCCACAGAGCGCUCCUAAGCCAUUGAAUGUGGUGUGUUGCUUGUGUCGCUUGUGCUUUUUGCAGGGUGGCAGCCAAAGAGUGCAGGCAAAGGAAGAAGGAGUACGUGCGGGACUUAGAAACUCGUCUCACUGUGAUGGAGAACCAGAACAAGAAGCUUACAAAAGAGCUGGAACAUAUAAAGACACUGUACAGUGGAACAUCCGGUU
Molecule: messenger RNA, 1229 nt
Organism: Misgurnus anguillicaudatus (oriental weatherfish)
Lineage: Eukaryota; Metazoa; Chordata; Actinopteri; Cypriniformes; Cobitidae
Source: RefSeq, a predicted model, not a curated record